AUGCCGACGUUCAAACUAGAAGAUAUGGACGAGAAUCAGCCGUACGGCGGCGAUAACGACAUGUACUUUCGGCAGUGGAGAUUACCGUCGAUGAAGCCAGUUUUGGAUGAAAAAUUAGACCGAGAUUUCCUCGAAGCAGUGGCGAAAAAAGACGAAGCGAUGAGAAAACGAGCAGAACGAAGGCAGAAACACAGCGAAAAGUACGAUAAAAAGUUUCAAGAGAUGGUUAAAGCGAUGAGUGAGGCGUCUGUGAAGGAAAAAAGAGGGGAAUUUUCGAGAAAACCAAUUGAGGAAGAAUUGAAACGAGCUAGAGAGGAUUUGGAGAGAGAAUUCGCAUCGCCAAGUUCCACAGCGAGAAUGGUACCGUUUAAAGCAAGCAUUCGACCCCGCCAAAAUCCGAUUUUCGGCGAAAAGAUGGUCUUAAUGAAGGAUCUGGUGCUCCCACCACCCACGUCAUUAGGCUCCGCUCCCCGAGAAUCCACUUUUGGAGCUCACGAGACAGUAUUCUACCCCCAGACCCACGACUCUUUCAAUCUGGACCACUACAAUGGGUCUCGCCCCUCCUUCGCGUUUUCCGGAAUUCAAGGAGCGACGUCUACGCCGGUUUCGGCGAAAGGAGGCAACUUUUUCAAUGGCGGAAUUCCAGAAGAGCUGGAAGAUAGCGUUUUUGAGUCGUCGAAAUAUGUAACAGCGAUGGAAUCGCCGAUUCAGAAGGCUGCGGGCGGUCAGAAGACGAUGUGGGAGACACCGAAGACUGGAGAGGGGCAGAAGACGACGUCGCUGGGGAUUCAGAAGGCUCCAGAAGUGUCUACGACGUCUGUGGAAGCUCCGAAACUGUCAGGAUUGUUCCAGAAGUCUGUGGAGACACAGAAGGCGUCAGAAGCCCCUACGACUUCUAUGGAGACCCGAAAGCCGCUUGCUGGAAAAGCCGCGACAUCACCGAUUUUUGCCUCCCAAACGGCUCCAGGAACAUCAAUUUUUGGCCAAAAGUCCUCUCCAGAAGCCCCAAACCCGAAUUCUGAUGCACCAACCCUUCCAGAACCACCAAAAACAGACGCCGCCUCCUCAAAACCCCCGUCCCAGCCAUUCAUUUUAUUUAAAAACUACAUCAACCUUUUAAAAACCCUUCAAGACGAGAAGAAGACGUUCGAAACGUCAUCUGACCCUCAAUUCCGUUCCCUUUUGAAGAGAACUAUCACCGAGAAGGUUACGGUAUUCACCGAACGACAGACGUCUUCAGAAGCGAGAUCCGAGAUUCUGGAGUUUUUCAAAACGAUGCUACAGAAGAAACCAGUUGAGGGAUUUGCUGUGAUUGGGAAGGCGCCGGAAAUUAGGCUGGAGAAGGAUGAAGAGGUCAAUUAUGCAGUACACUGUGUCGUGGAGAAGUAUAUUUCCCUCGCCGAACUCGAUGAAGAAUUGGCUCCAACGAUAUCCGACCUGAUUUCCCGUCUCUCUGCUGUCAUCCGUCGCGUCGAGAAGGUCUUCAUCGUGCUGAUGUUCAACAAAUCCACGUUGCUUCGUCAGAAUCCGAAGGAAUGUCUCCAGAAGUUUGUGGAGCACGUAACGGCGGAGAAUUCAGAUGAGAAGGCGAUAGAAUGGAAUCAGGAGCAGGCGCUUAGCACCCUGUUCUUCACGGUUUUCGCGAAAAACGCCCUCAUCUCCACAAAAGGACGUAAAAUGGUGCUGAGCGACGAGCUGCUCUGGAAAUAUGUGGAAACGUCGAUUGCUCAUGUUCUAGAAGUACCCAAGGCAUCGUUCAUUUUACUCCAAUUGAUUACGAUAUGCAAGCCUCGCCUCUUUGCUGACGAGGAUCGAUGGAUCGAUAUGCUGGCGACGAUCGAAUCGGAGAUCCUUCCAGAGCUCGAAGCGGAUCCGUUCGCUGGCGACGAGGCGGCGAUUAGUCAGCUGGCUCAGAUGGUUGCUCAUCUUUUGGAAUAA
Caenorhabditis briggsae is the source of this 1938-nucleotide messenger RNA. Bases 1 to 1938 code for a protein of 645 amino acids. Lineage: Eukaryota; Metazoa; Nematoda; Chromadorea; Rhabditida; Rhabditidae. The record is from RefSeq and is a predicted model, not a curated record. The transcript is spliced from 7 exons.